Molecule: messenger RNA, 2829 nt
Organism: Cavia porcellus (domestic guinea pig)
Lineage: Eukaryota; Metazoa; Chordata; Mammalia; Rodentia; Caviidae
Gene: Pbx3
Product: PBX homeobox 3
Exons: 9
Coding region: 92-1396 (434 amino acids)
Biological process (GO): animal organ morphogenesis; brain development; eye development
Cellular component (GO): nucleus
Molecular function (GO): DNA-binding transcription factor activity, RNA polymerase II-specific; RNA polymerase II cis-regulatory region sequence-specific DNA binding
Source: RefSeq, a predicted model, not a curated record
CCGCCGCCGCCGCCGCCGCCACCGCCGCCUCAGCCUUCGCCGCCUCAGCCGCCGCCGCCGCCGCCGCCCGCUCCCGCCCGCGCGCGGCGGGAUGGACGAUCAAUCCAGGAUGCUGCAGACUCUGGCCGGGGUGAACCUGGCCGGCCACUCGGUGCAGGGGGGCAUGGCCCUGCCGCCUCCCCCGCACGGCCACGAAGGGGCGGACGGCGACGGCAGGAAGCAGGACAUCGGCGACAUCCUCCACCAGAUCAUGACCAUCACCGACCAGAGCUUGGACGAGGCGCAAGCAAAGAAACAUGCCCUGAACUGUCACAGAAUGAAACCCGCGCUCUUCAGCGUCCUGUGUGAAAUCAAAGAGAAAACAGGUCUCAGCAUCAGAGGAGCCCAGGAGGAAGACCCUCCCGAUCCCCAGCUAAUGAGACUGGACAAUAUGCUUUUGGCAGAAGGGGUUUCAGGUCCUGAGAAAGGUGGGGGAUCGGCGGCAGCAGCUGCAGCCGCGGCAGCCUCUGGAGGUUCUUCAGAUAACUCUAUUGAACACUCAGAUUACAGAGCCAAAUUGACCCAGAUCAGACAAAUCUAUCACACAGAACUGGAGAAAUAUGAACAGGCAUGUAAUGAAUUCACUACACACGUGAUGAACCUUCUCCGAGAACAGAGUAGAACACGUCCCAUUUCCCCAAAAGAGAUCGAAAGAAUGGUGGGCAUCAUCCAUCGAAAAUUUAGUUCCAUUCAGAUGCAGCUGAAACAAAGCACUUGUGAAGCAGUUAUGAUUUUAAGAUCAAGGUUCCUUGAUGCCAGACGGAAAAGACGUAACUUCAGUAAACAGGCCACAGAAAUCUUGAAUGAAUAUUUUUACUCACACCUCAGCAACCCCUACCCCAGUGAAGAAGCCAAAGAGGAGCUGGCCAAGAAAUGCAGCAUCACAGUGUCCCAGGUAUCCAACUGGUUUGGCAACAAACGAAUCAGGUACAAGAAGAAUAUUGGCAAAUUUCAAGAAGAAGCCAACCUCUAUGCUGCAAAGACAGCUGUGACAGCCGCACACGCAGUGGCUGCGGCUGUGCAGAACAACCAGACCAAUUCACCCACCACGCCAAAUUCUGGUUCUUCUGGUUCUUUUAACCUCCCAAAUUCUGGGGACAUGUUCAUGAACAUGCAGAGUCUGAAUGGGGAUUCUUACCAAGGGUCCCAAGUCGGAGCCAAUGUGCAAUCACAGGUGGAUACCCUCCGUCAUGUUAUCAAUCAGACGGGAGGCUACAGUGAUGGCCUUGGAGGAAACUCACUGUACAGUCCACAUAAUUUAAAUGCUAAUGGAGGCUGGCAGGAUGCAACAACUCCAUCUUCUGUGACUUCUCCUACAGAAGGCCCAGGAAGUGUGCAUUCGGAUACCUCUAACUAAUCCCCGGCCACACUUUUCCCUGAGCUGACAUGCCUUGAUAAGUGCAUUCAGAGCAAUAGGAGGAAAAGAAAAGCGGUUUUGUAGCCCACCAUCUACAGCUUUACUGUAAAACCUAUCUUAUUAGAAAACUUGGUAAAUCUGUUUUUUAAGGAAUCAUAAUCAUUUGUAUUUAUACUUAAAACACACAAUGUUUAAUAAAAAAAAAAAGCACUUUAUCCAAUUAGGCCAAGAUCUAACAUUGUUGACAGUCCUAUAGCUAUUUUAUCAUAAUUUAUUACCAAUAUUUUACAUUAAUGGUUUCACAGUUGCCAAUUACUUGGCCUUAAGGGUAAGAAGAACAAUGUAUGCUAAACCUCAAUCAUUAGAGCAGAAGCAAAGAUUCACCUCACCUAAAUUGAACUCCUUGCAUAUUUCCAUUGCAGACUUUGUCUUUCUUUCAUGUCACUAAUGGGGUUGGAAUAAGAGCUGUUUGGCUAUCUCUGUUAAUGACGGUUGUGUUUAAGAACCUUCCUUGUCACGUUCGUGUUGCGAUCUCUUCUGUUAUAAUUAGAUCAGAGACUGAUAGCCUUUUUUCUCUCUGAAAGCACCAGUGUACAAAGUCUGUUCAGUAAUGAAAUUAUGGAUCCAGAUUGUUCUGAAAACUGAAGAUACUUGCUGCUGAUGGAGGUGAAAACGAGAUCGUCUGGGGUUUUACAGUGUGCACUGGGUGCUGCACAGACUUGUCAAGGUUUGCUACGUCCUCUGGGCAUCCACAAAAGGCCCUGCUCUCUGGAGUGUUGUAUAUAGUGUAGCAAAAGAGUAUUUAUACAUCUCACCAAUCAAAACACAGCUUUAUUACCUCAUGCGAACUCAUACAAACCAAUAGAAUUUCAACAUGUUCUGUAGCUUAGAGUGCUCACUUACUACCUCUGAACAAUACUCACGCUGUAGUUUGUCUCUUUAUCUUUUUGCAUCUUGUAAUUAACUCUUUGUUCUCUUCAUAAAAUGUAAUGUACAUUGUAAUCUUUUAAAAGAAAAAUCAGGGUUGCAUUUGCAACUUUUAAAAAACUGAGAGUGAAAACAUUGGGUCUUAAUUUAACACAGAAUCAGUAAAAUUGUUGUAAAUACUGAAAAACAUUUUGAAUGUUCUUCAUCUUGUUACUAAUCCAUGCAAAAAAAUACAAGCAGCGACUAAUUGUGAUGCAUUCAGAUUUCAGUAUUCAGUACUGUAUAUUUCACCCUGUGUGAUGGGGCCCCCCUCCUUUCUCUUUUUGUAUUGUAUGCGAUUCUGGAACUGAUUGAGUCAUGAAAAUAAUUUGUGGCGGUGAUUCUAAUGUAUUAAAAACGUUUCGUGUUCCUUUCUAACUGGAUUACACCCUGGAUUGAAAAAGUCUUCCUCGUGGUAGUUAUAUGUAGUUUUAAACAUGAAUAAACUUUUUCCUUUCAUGAUUAAA